Molecule: messenger RNA, 1254 nt
Organism: Guillardia theta CCMP2712
Lineage: Eukaryota; Cryptophyceae; Pyrenomonadales; Geminigeraceae
Exons: 12
Coding region: 1-1254 (417 amino acids)
Source: RefSeq, a predicted model, not a curated record
AUGGCGGCAUGGCUGUGCGUGGAGGGAGCAGAAGUUGUGCCGUCUCUCGCCCUCGAGGAGAUGGUUGACAUCGUAGCAGGCUCAGGUUCUCAGUCCCGGCAGCGUAUCGGAGCGAAGCUAGCAAGCAAGGAGCAGUCCGAUCAUGUCACCAAGUUGAAGCAUAAACUAUCUCGUAAGAAAACCUCUGGCAUGUCAGCGAUCAGGAGCAACAACUUCCUCCUCUCUCCCAUCGCUCCUCUGAGUUGCUUCCUGCGGGUGAACGCGUCAUGGAGCAUGUUUCAAGAGUCGAGGUACAUCGAGCACAGUCAGGGCAUCCCAGGAACGAGCAGCGUGAUAGCAGUCGUGAGCAACGAAGAGUCCGCUCUCGUCAACUACCUCCGUCAGUUCCCCGACCUGUACAACUUCGUCGCCAACAGUCAGCAGCUCUUUGGGAUGGAGGGGAGGAAGAUUGUGCGGGUAGAUAUGGAGACGAACAAGAUCCUGUGGGAAGCAGGAUCCGGUCAAGUUGGCUCUGCCGAUGGGACUGCAACCGCCUCGUCCUUCUCUUCUUCCAUUACAGGCCUGGCAUGGGCCCCUUCAUGUACCCAAGGGGAAGUCUGCUCUGUCCAUGGAGCACGAGAAGGCUUUUUCCAGCAGCAGGGGAUGCAGAACUGGAUUUACGUGGCAGAUUCCGGAAAUUGUCUCAUCAGACUUGUGGACUUUGCGAGUGGAGCGACAAGGACGAAAUGGGGACGAGGAUGUUUGAACGGGACAGACGCACAAGACCCGAACUUGUACACUGACAGCCCUAUCCCCUCCAAGAACGUCCUUGGAAGUCACCUUUCAAUCGCGUGGGUCUCUUGGAAGUUCUUCAUCGUAGCUGACAGAGACGCGAAUCGCAUCCGAAUGUUUGUCACCAGUCAGCAUCAAGGGCUGUCUCCUCUUGCCGGCAGGAAAGUUGUCAAGAUGUGUGGAGAGAGCGUGAAAGACUUUGCAGAGGAUGUGCGAUCCUCGUACCGCCGGUUGAGGAUCUUGAGAUUCGAAUAUGAGGAUCAGCUCUUUAGCCCAUAUGGCGGACUUCAGCUGUCCCCUGACGGACAGUUUCUCCUCUCUGGUUCAACACCACAGAGGGGCCAGGCACAGACAGAAGAAAUAAAGAGGAGCCUCCAAGAUUUGCGGGCGAUGCUGGAGGAGCACAAGAGAGUUGUGGUGACCGAUGGAGGGAGGUGGAUCAGGUUGGUGGAGACAAGCGAGCUGAAGAAGCUCAUGAGAUGA